UAUAGUAGGUGGUCUCACUGUCAGAGGCAGAAAGAGUCAUUUUAACAGGGACAGAGAAACAGAAGGCAACCAGACUCACAGAGACCAGCCCGUUGGAUCAGCAUGAUGGGUUGUAAUGUGUUUCUUCUGCUGAAACUUCUACUGAUUUCAGAGUUUCACAGCCACUGUUCAUGCCUUUCACAUCAGUACCAUUUUGAAAACAUAAACCUGACCUGGACUGACACCCUGGCUUAUUGCAGAAAAUACUACACUGACUUGGCUACUAUUGACAAUAUGGAGGAAAUGAAAAGACUCACUGAGUCUGUAUGCACUGAUUAUACUGGAAAGGCUUGGAUAGGACUGAAUAAAGUAAUAUCAGGGAGAUGGCAGUGGUCCUCAGGAGAAGGAGAUACCGGGUACACCAACUGGAAUAACGGUAAACCAGACAACUUGGAUAAGAAGAACCACUCUCCCACCAUCAAAAAUGGAAUAAAUGCUACCUGGAACUUCACCUGGAUUGAAUCACAAAUGAAUUGGCCUGAUGCUCAGAGCUACUGCAGACACAGUUACACAGACCUGGCCACUGUGAGGAAUAAAGAAGAUAAUGACUUGAUAUGUAAGAUGUUUAAAAAAGGCACAUGGGUGUGGAUUGGCCUGUUCCAGGACACAUGGGAAUGGUCAGACCAGUCAAACUCCUCAUUCUGUAACUGGAAAACUGGUCAAAAUGAUAAUGUGGAUAACACAUGUGCUUUAGCACAGGUCACCUGGCCUGGGACAUGGGAUAUGACACCAUGUGAUGAAAAGCAUCCAUUCGUAUGCUAUGAUGAAAACCUGAUCUUGGUAAAUAGUAACAUGACCUGGAAUGAAGCCCUGAAUUACUGCAGAACGCACCAUUCAGACCUGGUGUCUGUCCACAAUGAGAAGAUCCAGUACUGGGUCAGUAGGAUGGCUGAGAAGGCCUCCACUGAUCAUGUCUGGCUGGGGCUGCGCUUCUCCUGCUCCCUGAACUUCUGGUUCUGGGUCAGUGCAGAAAAUGUCUGCUACCAGAACUGGGAAACAAACAACUCUAACAUCUGUGGAAACGCAGGGGCAGUACAACCUAAAGACCCACAUUACUGGGUCAGCCUGCCUGAGACUGAGAAACUUAACUUCAUCUGCACCAAAAGGCAGGCUGGUCCAGGAACACAGUACCUGCAGAAAUUGUCAAAAUGUAUAAAUGUGUAACUGUGCAGAUGAAGUUU
Molecule: messenger RNA, 1220 nt
Organism: Paramormyrops kingsleyae
Lineage: Eukaryota; Metazoa; Chordata; Actinopteri; Osteoglossiformes; Mormyridae
Source: RefSeq, a predicted model, not a curated record